AAAACCUCACAUCUACACACACACAUAUAUUAUCACACUGCCAAAAGACCAGACCGGCAAACCCAACUCCUCCCGUCCAUCACCCUCCUCAUAUCCAGAAGCAUUGACUUGUUUCUGCGCCACCCUUCGAGUUUAUGGCCGUCCUCUCCAACCAGUUCACUUUCAGCAUCGGCAAAAUGGGCUCCCAAGCCACCAGCGAGACCCCGGCGCUCGCCACGAACCCGGACUUCAUCUUCUUCACCGACUUCGACGGCACCAUCACGCUCGAGGACUCCAACGACUUCCUCACCGACAACGUCGGCUACGGCUACGAGAACCGCCGCGCCGGCAACGUGCUCGUGCUCGAGGGCAAGAAGCACUUCCGCGACAGCUUCCAGGAGAUGAUGGACUCGGUCUCGAUGCCCUUUGACAAGUGCAUCGACUACCUCAAGGCCAACGUCAAGCUCGACCCGGCCUUCAAGGACUUUUACGCCUGGUGCCGCGCCCACAACGUGCCCGUCGUCAUCAUCAGCGGCGGCAUGCGGCCCAUCAUCCGCGCCCUGCUCGUCCAGUGGCUCGGCGAGGCCGAGGUCGACGGCCACAUCCAGAUCGUCAGCAACGAGGUCGCCGCGCGCGAGGGCAAGGCCUCCAUCAACGAGGAGGGCGGCUGGCGCAUCGUCUACCACGACGACAGCAUCCACGGCCACGACAAGUCCAUCGAGUUGCGCAAGUACUCGUCCCUGCCCACCCGUCCCGUCAUGUUCUACGCCGGCGACGGCGUCUCGGACCUGUCGGCCGCUCGCGAGACGGACCUGCUGUUCGCCAAGCGCGAUAAAGAUCUCGUCGCGUACUGCGAAAAGGAGGGCAUCUCCUUCGUCACCUUCAACGACUUCUCCGACAUCCACGAAACCGUCAAGCAGAUCGUCGAGGGCAAGAUCAGCGUCAAGGACGCCGCGCGGGGACGCAUCCACUAGCCAGCCGAUUGAUUGACGACUCGCGAGACCGAGACGAAGAACAUUCAUAUAGACAAGACAUCUAUACAUCCAGGGCGGCAUUGAUACCUAUACAGCGAGGCAUGAGGAAUCGGGGUUUCUUGGGUAUUUUCACUAUUUUUCUAUUUUUAUUUUUUGCGUAUUCACGAUAGAUAUAGACAUAGACUGGGUGUCUACAGGGAUAUAACACGAACGAUUUCG
This is a messenger RNA of Colletotrichum destructivum, 1172 nucleotides long. RefSeq names its product Putative HAD hydrolase, subfamily IA, Pyridoxal phosphate phosphatase, HAD superfamily. The coding region runs from base 135 to 953 and encodes 272 amino acids. Gene Ontology annotation, molecular function: phosphatase activity. NCBI's taxonomy places the organism in Eukaryota, Fungi, Ascomycota, Sordariomycetes, Glomerellales, Glomerellaceae. The record is from RefSeq and is a predicted model, not a curated record. The transcript is spliced from 2 exons.